AUGUCCAGAUUUCCUGAGAGCCCUACACCCGUCACUCCGUCAACGCCCGUAUCGUCUUCUGCAGGACCAUCGACAUCCAAUAACCAUGUUGCAGCCGAGGGUAGCCUGUCGCGCACGGCCUCAACGUCAGAGCCCCCCGCGUCUAGCUUGUCUGCACCCACGCUGCAGGUGGACGCCACAAAGCCGGCCACUGCAUCAUCCAGGCCGCUCGUGAGCGUAAACGUAGAGGCCCUCAUCCAGGAUGUGAUGCGCAGAGGGGCGCAAAAGGGGCGGGAUGAGGAGGAGAUUGAGGCCAUGGUGCAGACUGCUGCACGUGUGGCACAACGAAUAGCAGCAGACCAGACGGCUGCCCUCCAGCCCGACACCGAGUCGGCGUUCACCGACGCAGCCGACGCUGUCAGACGUUUGCUUCCGUACCACAUCUUCCGGCACCCCGCCGAGGAUCUCACGGGUAGAAAAGGCAAGCGGAAAGCGACAGAAGAAGACCUAUUGCGAGAAGAAAUAGCAGAGACCAAGUUUGCCAUCGAGUGCUGGAAGCGCAAGACUGUGCUUGAGCGGAAGUUUAGGCGUAUCAGAAUGAACGAGGGCAAGCGAAGAGUUCCGGACGAUCAAGCGUAUUUUCUUGCCCAAGCAGCCUUGGAAGCCGAAAGAGUGGGGCUUACGAAAUUAAAUAGCGAAUACCGGGAUGCAAAAGCCGAGCUGGAUCGCAUUGAACGCGAGAAGAAGGCUGCAGCGGCCGCUGCCGCUCCACCACCUCCUGCACCGGCUACGCCAGUGGCUGCACGCCUACCGUACUAUCUACCACCAGCUGUAAUGACCGCACCGAUCUCCUCAACCUUUGCGGCAAGUCCCACAGCAUACGCCGCGCAAUACAGGAAUUACACGUAUUCUUACUCCCAACCUUUCGGGACACCAUAUUCAUAUACUGCGCCUUCGAAUACAAGCACAUCUACGGCUCCUCGCAAAGCUACGCCCAUAUCUCGAACCCCCACGAACGUCCCGGUGCUACAACUCGCGCCGCCAUCUGCAGCACAACCAGCUCCGCAGGCAUCAUCGUUUUCCGUGCCCGCAUCCGGAGCGACGACGCCCGUUUCGGCAGCCCCUACGACACCCGUCGCCAGCAUGGCACCCAUACCCGUGCACCUGCCCGUAUCGUCGCUCAUGUCGCUCUCGGCUCUCGGGAUCGUCCCCAUCCCUGUGGCGAACGCGCCACCUGCAGAUCAACCGCAGCCUGCAUGCGUGCUCAAGGGCACGACGCACAACGGGACGAUGGUCAGCCUCGAUAUCAAUGUAUCUGCGCUGGGUCAGGCGCAGGCGAGUGGGCUAGCCGUGCUGCUCAGUGCGUUGACCGCGACCGCGCGCACUGGUGUUGCUGCCGCGUCCGGUCCAGCGCCAGCUACGGGUGGGACCGAUACCUCCGGAACCGCGACAGGGACCAACGGCGUAUCUCAAACAGCUUCGAGCGAUACUUCCCCGACAAACGGAGGAUAGAUAGCAGGGCAUAGGUGUUGUUUAUAGGGUCUCUUAGCUAUCAUUGUGCAACAGUGUGCAAGUACCGACGAGAACUGCGUUCCAUGUGAUUUUGUGGUGCAUGCCGUACAACUCGUACAAGCUUGCUUGCGCAGAGGUCCGCUCCAGUGGUGACGUUCC
Messenger RNA from Phanerochaete carnosa HHB-10118-sp, 1650 nucleotides. RefSeq lists its product as uncharacterized. Bases 1 to 1491 code for a protein of 496 amino acids. The transcript has 4 exons. NCBI's taxonomy places the organism in Eukaryota, Fungi, Basidiomycota, Agaricomycetes, Polyporales, Phanerochaetaceae. The record is from RefSeq and is a predicted model, not a curated record.